Messenger RNA from Liolophura sinensis, 4693 nucleotides. Its product is annotated as RNA cytidine acetyltransferase-like. Gene Ontology annotation, biological process: rRNA acetylation involved in maturation of SSU-rRNA. Bases 93 to 3188 code for a protein of 1031 amino acids. The record is from RefSeq and is a predicted model, not a curated record. Gene Ontology annotation, molecular function: 18S rRNA cytidine N-acetyltransferase activity; tRNA binding; ATP binding. The transcript is spliced from 27 exons. NCBI's taxonomy places the organism in Eukaryota, Metazoa, Mollusca, Polyplacophora, Chitonida, Chitonidae. Gene Ontology annotation, cellular component: 90S preribosome; nucleolus.
CACAUUGUUUGGGGAAGUCCUUCUGCCAUGUGGUAGGAACGAACACUUCACAACAUUGCGUUUGCUAAUUUUUAAACUUUAAAGAGAAUAAAAUGGUUCGGAAGAAAAUUGACAAUCGCCUGCGUGUCCUGAUAGAGAAUGGUGUGGCACAGAAACACAGGACAAUGUUUGUGGUGAUUGGAGAUCAUGGAAGAGAUCAGGUCGUCAUUUUGCAUCACAUGUUGUCAAAGGCUGUGGUAAAGACGAGACCAUCAGUGCUGUGGUGCUACAAGAAAGAGCUGGGAUUCAGCAGUCACAGGAAGAAGCGAAUGAAACAGCUGCAGAAGAAAAUAAAAAUGGGAAAAAUCGAUGUGAAGGAGGAUGAUCCCUUUGAGUUGUUUAUCUCUGCUACAGACAUUCGCUACUGUUAUUACGCCGACACCCACAAGAUUCUGGGCAACACCUAUGGCAUGUGUAUUUUACAGGAUUUUGAAGCAUUAACUCCAAAUCUCCUCGCACGUUCCAUUGAGACAGUGGAGGGGGGAGGGGUUAUACUCAUUCUGUUAAGGUCGAUGAAGUCCUUAAAACAGCUCUACACCAUGACUAUGGAAGUUCACACACGGUUCAGAACUGAGUCUCAUCAGGAUGUAGUUGCCAGAUUCAAUGAAAGGUUUAUCCUCUCUUUGUCCACCUGUAAGAACUGUAUGGUGAUAGAUGACCAGUUCAACAUCCUGCCCCUAUCUUCUCAUGUGCACAGCCUCACCCCUGUCGCCCCUAGAUCAGCGGAGGAUGGACUGACUCCAAUGGAGCAGGAAUUAAAGGAGUUGAAAGAGUCUUUACAGGACACACAGCCUGUGGGGGGACUGAUCAACUGCUGUAAGACACUUGACCAGGCAAAAGCGUUGCUGAAGUUUGUGGAAGCUAUAUCAGAGAAAACAUUAAGGAGUACUGUCGUCAUGACAGCAGCAAGAGGGCGGGGUAAAUCAGCAGCAUUGGGUCUGGCCAUGGCAACGGCUGUUGGGUUUGGGUAUUCCAACAUCUUCGUCACUGCCCCAAGUCCUGAGAAUCUGAAGACGCUGUUUGAGUUUAUAUUUAAAGGUUUUGAUGCCCUGGAAUACCAGGAACACCUGGAUUACGAUUUAGUCCAGUCUACAAACCCAGAGUUUAACAAAGCGAUUGUCAGAGUAAAUAUCUUCAGGGAACAUCGACAGACAAUCCAGUACAUCCACCCCAGUGAUGCCCACAAGCUGGGUCAGGCAGAGUUGGUGUGUAUAGAUGAGGCGGCUGCAAUUCCCCUACCCCUGGUCAAGAGUUUGCUCGGGCCUUACCUUGUGUUUAUGUCUUCAACAAUCAGUGGGUACGAAGGUACAGGCCGGUCUCUGUCCCUCAAGCUGGUACAGCAGCUACGAGCUCAGUCCUCUACAUUUGGUACUGCCAGCUCUGAGGUGGCAAAAGCUGCCAAGAUGGGGGGGAACACUGACUCCACCAUAUCUGCUACUGGACGAGUCCUCCAUGAAGUGAUUCUGACAGACUCUAUCCGUUAUGCAAACGGUGACCCAGUGGAAAGCUGGUUAAACUCGCUGCUGUGUUUGGAUGCCACCUCUGUCCCCAGGAUAACGUCUGGCUGUCCCCUCCCUGAACACUGUGACCUAUAUUACGUGAACCGAGACACUCUGUUCUCUUAUCACAAGGCGUCGGAGGCCUUCCUACAGAGAAUCAUGUCACUCUAUGUUGCCUCACAUUAUAAAAACAGCCCGAAUGACCUGCAGAUGUUAUCUGAUGCUCCCGCCCACCACAUCUUUGUGCUAUUAGGUCCUGUAGAUCCCUCAGGGCAGGGGCUUCCCGAGGUCCUCUGUGUGCUUCAGGUGUGUUUUGAAGGUGAGAUUUCUAAGCAGACUAUAAUGAACAGUUUAUCACGAGGGCAGCGUGCAGCAGGGGAUCUCAUACCAUGGACUGUUUCUCAACAGUUUCAGGACAAUGAUUUCCCGGGACUCUCGGGGGCCAGAGUAGUCAGAAUUGCCACCCAUCCAGACUAUCAAGGGAUGGGCUAUGGGACUCGAGCCUUACAGGUUUUACAGCAGUAUUAUGAGGGGAAAAUACCUAACUUGUCGGAGGAAGGGGAGGAGCCACAGGAGCACAUCGCCACAGUUUCAGAUCAGGAGGUGGGCUUGCUACAGGAGAAACUCGCUCCAAGGAAAAACCUUCCACCAUUGUUACUCAAACUAAGUGAGAGGCGGGCAGAAAACCUCGACUAUCUGGGGGUGUCGUAUGGAUUGACAGCUGGCUUACUCAGAUUUUGGAAGAAGUCUGGUUUCACUCCAGUGUAUCUUCGCCAAACACAGAAUGAACUGACAGGAGAGCACACCUGUAUCAUGUUAAAACUUCUCAAUGAGGACUCAUCAGAGGAAGUGAACAUGGAAGAAUCCUGGCUGAAUGCAUUCUGGAAAGAUUUCCGCAGACGAUUUUUGUCGUUGUUGUCUUAUCAGUUCAGGAAUUUCACACCAUCUAUGUCUCUCAGUAUACUUCAACAAAAGCGCUUCAAGACAAAACGGAAAACGGUUAACCGAUCAGAACUAGAAAGCUUCUUCACGCGAUAUGACCUGAAGCGAUUAGAGCUGUACUCUCAGAAUAUGGUGGACUAUCACCUGAUCAUGGACCUCCUACCCCCACUCAGCCAGCUCUACUUCCUGUAUAAGAUAGAUGUGCAGCUCAGUGCUAUUCAAGAGGCAUUGUUGUUAGGGAUCGGUCUUCAGCAUAAAAUGAUUGAGGACUUGAGCAAAGACCUUGACCUCCCUGUCAGUCAGCUUCUGGGUCUCUUCACACGGAUUAUCCGUAAACUAGUACAGACUUUCAACAGGGUCCUGGAGCGAUCUGUGGAGACGGAACUGGUGGAGAGGAGAGAGAUCAUUAUGGAACCUGUGGGACAGGCCAUGGAUCAGGAACUGACUGAAGCUGCUAAAGAAGUGACAGACAAAAUGAAAAAGAAAGAUCUGGCUGUGCUAAAAGACAUGGACUUGACUCAGUAUACCAUCAAGGGUUCAGAGGAGGCAUGGUCCAAGGCACUGAAGGGCACUCCUAAACAGGGACUGAUUAGUGUCAAAAGUCACAAUUUGGAGACAAAGAGAAAGUCACAAACAGAUGUGUUGGAAGAUUCAGGACCUACUAAGAAACAGAGAAAGAAGUUUAAGCACAAGGCAGGAAGGAAGUGAAGUACAUGUAUGGUUGUGAAAGGCCAUUAGAAAGCUGGUUGAAGAUGCUGACAGAACAGUCAGUGAACAUGUGUAUGUACAUGUAUUUCAUAGAUCAGCGAAUGAGGCAAAAUGCCUGGACCAAUCCUGGCCUUAUCCUGCUUUCUGGUCACAGUAUACUCUUCACUCCAUCAUCUAGCCUGGAUGAUCUGCCCACAGUGAAGAAAGCGGAAACCACUAUAGGUGUUAUAUUGGAAAGUAUGACAGAACUGAGUGAUGAAUUGUGAGGUCAAGUCUUUGUUGAUGAGCUGUGUAACUGCCUGUAUGUAUUGUGUGAAUGUUUAGUGAUUUGACAGUGGUGUAAUCCGUAAAUGUGCAAUUCCUGUACUCUGACAGACAGGUGCAUCAUGGGAAGAUUGUGUUGCGUGAAUCUGGUACAAAUGUUGUGACGACAUAAACGUCUGCUUUAAUGUUUUAGUCUACAGGUCAUGUUUGCUUUUUGAGGAAAAAAUUGGGUGCCAGUGGUUGCAUAUGAACAAGCAGUUUUUAGUAGACAGUGGGAGGAGUGUAAAGACAUUGUGAGAUGAACAUCUCUUGCUUGCAGAGCUGUAGUCGGAAGUCAUGUGGAAUGUUGCAAUGUAAACAUUAACAGUGGAAGAAGUUAUAGAAUGUAUUUUCUAAUGAGUUGAUAAUUUUCUCACUCUUCUUGAGCAGCUUAAGAUUCUAGAUUCAGAUUAUUGUUUGUGUACAUUUAUAUGCAUAUUUUGUACAUGCAUAUAUAAGUAACAAUGUACCCGUACGUCAUGGAUGAAAUGAUUUGUGCUUACAGUAAACUGCAAAUCACUGAAGCUGAAUUAUCGUGUUGAAGUAUGUAUUGCCACAGAUACACUGUACGCAGUUCAAGCCACAGCAAAAGGUCUAGGAGUAGGAUGCCCUGGUUUGUACAAUAUGGUACCUUUGAAAAGAGACAUAUUGCAGAUGACACAUGUUAAUUUUGAAUGGACAAUCAAGUGUUCAGUGUUGUCCCUGGUUUCCCUUCGACCAUCCACUCGGUCCAUUCAGGUGUUCUCCUGUUGGUUCUGGGAGGCAGCAUAAGUACAUCACAGAGCGAAUGUUCAUGUGAAAUCGUCCAAGUCGAUCAGUUAAAGAAAAGUAAGACAGACAUUAAUUUAAAGUGGUAUUCAACGAUUUCAUACAUGUAUGGCAAACAGAACCAUGAUAACAUUGUGGUAUUGCUGAACAGAAGGUUAAGAAACCAUUAUUAAAUAAAUGUUCUGUUCUGUGAAAGUUUCUUCUUUGUUUUAACCAGCCUGAUGUACAUAUAUACAAGAGAUGCAGAUAUUAGUCUUUCUUGUGGAAGUUUGCCAAGAACCUCUGGCUGCUUUUCCUUGGUCAUGGCUAUCAAAUAAUGCUGUCCAAACUGAUAACAUUUCUAUAUUUGUGGUACUCAAGAUUUUCUCACUUGUAUGACAGCAGCCAGUCUAUGUUUGGAGAAAACCAAAGUGCCUGGAAUACACCAGAGCCCU